Molecule: messenger RNA, 552 nt
Organism: Naegleria fowleri
Lineage: Eukaryota; Heterolobosea; Eutetramitea; Acrasida; Naegleriidae
Exons: 1
Coding region: 1-552 (183 amino acids)
Biological process (GO): regulation of transcription by RNA polymerase II
Cellular component (GO): core mediator complex; mediator complex
Molecular function (GO): transcription coregulator activity
Source: RefSeq, a predicted model, not a curated record
AUGGCAUCCAUAACCUCUUCAACUCCUUCAUCAUCAUCGGUUUCAGCAUCAUCGGGAAAUGACGAUGAUAUGAUUUCUCUCUCAAAUAACCCAAAUGGGAAUGAUCAACAACCAAAUCAAAAUGAGCAUGUAAUUAUACAAAAGAAGAAAUAUGAAGAAACUGAGGAUGAAAUGAAAUUAAGAUUUGAAAUGGAAUUGGAGUUUGUGCAAUUAUUAUCAAACCCAUCAUAUUUACAGUAUUUGGCACAAUAUAAAUAUUUUGAAGAUCCUGGAUUUAUAGAAUAUCUAAAAUAUUUACAAUAUUGGAAACGACCAGAAUAUGCAAAAUUUAUCAGAUUUCCGAAUAGUUUAUUCUUUUUAGAUCGAAUUGUCACAGAUCCCCAAUUUCGAGAAGAGUGCAAGCUCAAUCCUUUCCGAGAUAUGCUGCAGCAGCAAAUUAUGUGUCAUUGGUCGUUCUAUCGAAAAAAUAGAGAAGAAGCUCUCAAAAAGAAAUCUUUCGAGUUCGACGAGCCAACAAAUCCGAUUGAUGCAAAUGUCACAAUGAAUGGAUAA